GGAAAACUUCCUCAAUGUGUUUGAUGUGAGAAGUAAAAUCCGAACUAUAAAUCAAUAUGUCAUAAAAAAAAGGGCAAAUUACUGGUCACUCCCUCAACUUUUGGGGAGUCGACAGUUCAGUCCCUCGUAGCAUAAUUUGAACAAGUAGCUCCUCGAACAUUCAAUUCUCGCACAAUUUGGUCCUUCCGUUAACUGGCUGUCUGAAGUGGCUGUUAUGUGGGUGACGUGGCAACUUGGCUAUGCCAUGUGGCGCCACCUCGGAUUGUUAAAUCUCAUGAAUACCCGUGGCUCAUUACGGUAGUCUUCGAUCCUAAUCUCCCAAAAAACCCUAAACUUCGAUAUCUUCUAUGCUCAAGCGCUAGCCUUCGUAAUCCCACACAACCCAUGAGGCUGAUGCCAUUCAAAAUCACAGCCUUUGAAAAUUGUAAAACCCCAAACCUUCAUCUGAUAUCAAAGAGUUUUGUGUCCACAAUCGGGAUUUGAAUCUGAGACCAACAGCUAGAGGUCGCGACAUGGUGGUUAACGACGUUGAUUUGUGGGUUCCAAGAGUUUCAGAAGGGGAAAAAGAUGAAAUCCCUGAUUAUGGUCACCCCGACUAUUUCACAGUCAAGGUGUAUCAUGGAGGGUGCAUAAGGGACAGUAAAUACGUCGGAGGGAAGGUGGAUUUCUACGACAACGUCGACAAAGAUAGAAUGUCGCUUGUUGAGGUAGAUAACAUGGUGAGGCAGCUCAAUCCAGCUUAUAGUAAUCAAAGGAUUGAUUACUGGUAUAAAGUUGGUGAUGAAGAUGAUGAGCUGAUAAAGCUGGAAACAGAUAUAGAUGUUAUGAUCAUGUGUAGUGCUGUACCACAGUGGAGGUUGAUCAUAUUGUACUUGGACCACAUGGAGUUGCACAGUGUGUUUGGAGAGGAAGAUGAUGACAUCUUCAUGUACGAGGACUUCUUGUUUAAUGAAGGUCGGAGUAGUAGUGUGAUUAUAGAAGAGUUACCUGAUGAUGAGCUUAGAAGGAAGCCAACUUGUGUUAUUGAAGAGCUGCAUGAUUCACCUAGACCUGGUACAAGCAAGGGAAUCGUGAUUAGGGAGGUUGAUGAGACUAUAUCUACUCAAGCAAGCAUUGUUGGUGGCCUUGGUCCAAAAGAGAAGGGAAAGCAGAAGUUGGUAGAACAUGAUCCAAGCCAAAAACAGAUGUUGGUGGUGUAUGAUACAAGCAAAAAUCAGCAGUCAAGUGGGAUAAACUUUACGAGUGGAGGAGUAGGAUCUUCUAAACAACAAUCAAGUGGGAUAGGGCAGCAGUCAAGUGUCCAAGAAAAUGAAGGAAGUGGUCUUCACGAUGUAGAGAUAGAUUAUUUAGAUGAACUUCAAUCAUUUGGUGGUCUAGAAUAUGAAAGUGAGGAAUGUAGUGAGCAUGAAGAAAGUAGUGAGGAGGAUGAGGGCAGUGAUUAUGACCCUUGUGCACAUGAUGAGGAGUACGACCACUAUGGGGUGGAUGAUGAUGAUGAAUGGUUGAAUGAAGAAGAUGUUGAAGGGACUGCAACAAGACCAGAAUCUGUUCUGGGCAGGUCAACUGUGGAUGAAAGUUUAAAACAGUGGGUUGAUGAAGAGGACAUGUUUGGUGUUGAUGAUUCAGAUGAUGAGAAGUUGGUUUAUACUAUAAAUUCUGAUGGGGAACGUGAAGAGCUGGGACUCGAAUUCAACCCAAAAACAGAUAUGAAGAAUCCCGCUUUCAAACUUAAAAUGAAGUUUGCAACAGCGCAGAUUCUUAGGGAUGCCUUGAGGGAGUAUGCCAUUCAAGGAGGUUGGGAAUAUGUGUUCAUUAAGAAUGACAAAACAAGGAUACGGGUGGUUUGUAAGGAGGACAACUGUCCAUUUGAGCUUUUUGCUAGCAAACUGCAGUAUGAGAGCACAUUGAUGGUCAAAAGCUAUGAUCCAGUUCACAAAUGCACAAGGAAAUUCAACAACAACAUGGUUAGGCAAACGUACCUAACUUCAAAGUUUAAAGAUCAGAUUGCUCUUAAUGAGAGCUGGAAACCAGAAUCUCUAGCUAAGACAAUGUCAGCUAGCAUUAGAGCAAGGGUUUCCAGGUCAAUGGCUUAUAGGGCCAAGAGGGCUGCACUUUUGGAAGUAGAAGGAUCCAUAAAAGAGCAAUAUGCAAGAUUGAGAGAUUAUGGAAGAGAGCUUCAGAGGGCUGAUCCAGCCACUACAAUUGAUAUUAAGUGUGCUUUCCCCAAUACAAGCAACCUUCCAGUAUUUAAAAGAAUGUAUAUUUGUUUGGGGGCUCUUAAGAAUGGCUUUAAGGCUGGUUGCAGAACUAUUAUUGGCUUAGAUGGUGCACAUCUGAAGAGUUGCUUUGGGGGUCAAUUGUUGACGGCUGUUGGUAUUGAUGCCAAUAACACAUCAUGGGUGAUAGCAUAUGCUAUGGUUGAGGCAGAAAGCAAGGAUUCAUGGAUGUGGUUUCUAGAGUUAAUGGUUUCUGAUCUGAACAUUGAGCAUGAAGGAAGAGGAUGGACCUUCAUUAGUGAUAAGCAAAAAGGCCUCAUACCAGCAUUUAAAGAGGUUGUUCCAAGAGCUCAUAUCAGAUUUUGUGUCCGGCACAUGUGGACAAACUUUACGAAGUUAUUUCCCGGAAAGGUAAUGAAAGAUCAGAUGUGGGCUUGCGCAAAAUCAACUACUUUGCCUUACUUUCAGAAGGAGAUGGAGGAUAUGAAGGCCCUUGACUUUGAUGCAUAUAAGUGGCUUACAGCAAAAGAUAGGCCUGCAAUACAUUGGUGCAGAGCAUAUUUCAACACAGAUGGGGAUUGUGACAUCAUGAUAAACAACCUGUGUGAGAGUUUUAAUAGUUGGAUAUUGGAGGCAAGGGGUAAACCACCAGUGACCAUGUUUGAAGAGUUGAGGGUCAAAUUGAUGAAGAGAGUUGCAAUGAGGAAGGAAAAAAUGGAGGCUUAUCAUGGCAAUAUCUGUCCAAAGCCAAGGGUGGUUAUAGAGAAGAAUAAGCUGAGGGCUGGAACAGAUUGCAUACCAACAUUUAAUGGAGGUGACAUUGCUGAGGUAGAGAACAUUGACGGAUCCAAAAAUGUGGUUAACUUAAGAAUGAGGACAUGCACUUGCAGGCGGUGGGACUUGUCUGGAAUUCCAUGCAAGCAUGCUAUCUCUGCCAUUUACUUAAAGAGGCAUGAUCCAGAUGAUUAUGUGGCAGCAUGCUAUUUGAAGAAGACCUACAUGAGUAUCUAUAACAACCUCAUCCAACCUGUAAAUAGCAUGGAUUUGUGGUCAAGAACUAAAGAUCCUGCUAUUUUGCCUCCACAAUAUUCAAGGCAGCCCGGAAGGCCCAAAAUAGCAAGAAUGAAGGAUGCUUCAGAAAGGGUUCAGGAAGGUGGUGUUAAACUUGCAAGAGUGCAAAGAUCCCUAAGGUGUAGCAAUUGUAAGCAAGUAGGUCACAACUUGAAAACAUGUCAAAGACAUUUACCACCAAAGGAAAAGGCUGCUGUUGUUAAUAAGAAGAGGAAGCUUAAUACACAAGAAGAACAAACAUCUAAAAAUCAGUCCAAGCAAGGAAAAAAAUCACCCAUGACCAAAAACGAGUUAAGGCAGAAAGCCAAAAAAAGAGCUGAAUAUCAAAGGAAAAAGAAGGCUGCCUUAAAGGCAUCAAAGUUGGAAGCAAACAAGUCUACUCCAAAGAGAUCAAGGCCUGUACAAGCUGCAUCUACCCAGCAAAGUUCAAGGCCUGUACAAGCUGGAUCUGCCCCAACAAGUACAAGGUCUGUACAAGGUUCCAAUCCAUCAACCAAGCAGGCUGCAACACCAUCAAGGUCCUCUCAAAGGGUUAGACAAAACUCAGGGAAAUAGGAUCUCAAUUUUGGAGGCAUUAAUUUUGAUUUUCUUUUAGUGAAUAACAUGAAGUACAGGGACUGCUUGUUUUUGGUAAGUUAGAGCUUUGUUCAAUGGCUGGCUAAUAUUGACGAUACAAUGUAUUUUUUGGUUUAGGGGUUGAUUAUGAAUGUAGGUGAAUGUUUGUUUUUCUUCCAUUUAUUAUGCUUCAAAUUUAUGGAUGCUUCAAUUUCCAGAAAUAUUACUGAAUCUGUGAACAUGACAGGGAAAUAGGAUCUCAAUUUUGGAGGCAUUAAUUUUGAUUUUCUUUUAGUGAAUAACAUGAAGUACAGGGACUGCCCUCUUGAUUUUUCCAUUGACAUGGCAUGCAUCAGCUGAGUUGGCAUGGAAAAAUGUGCCAGCUCAGCAAGUUAACGGAGCUUUUUAACAGCCAGUUAACGGAAGGACCAAAUUGUGCGAGAAUUGAAUGUUCGAGGAGCUACUUGUUCAAAUUAUGCUACGAGGGACUGAACUGUCGACUCCCCAAAAGUUGAGGGAGUGACCAGUAAUUU
Molecule: messenger RNA, 4375 nt
Organism: Rosa rugosa (rugosa rose)
Lineage: Eukaryota; Viridiplantae; Streptophyta; Magnoliopsida; Rosales; Rosaceae
Exons: 7
Coding region: 513-3842 (1109 amino acids)
Biological process (GO): DNA transposition
Molecular function (GO): transposase activity; DNA binding; zinc ion binding
Source: RefSeq, a predicted model, not a curated record